This is a messenger RNA of Drosophila bipectinata, 1529 nucleotides long. RefSeq names its product AP-3 complex subunit carmine (gene cm). The record is from RefSeq and is a predicted model, not a curated record. Gene Ontology annotation, biological process: intracellular protein transport; endocytosis. Lineage: Eukaryota; Metazoa; Arthropoda; Insecta; Diptera; Drosophilidae. Gene Ontology annotation, cellular component: clathrin adaptor complex; cytoplasmic vesicle.
CAAUCCCUACGCCGUUGGCCAACACUGGCUGCUCUGCGCACCUUGCAAAGAAAAUAGUAAACAAUUUUUUUUUAAGCCGAAAUAUGAUACACAGCCUGUUCAUAGUCAACAACAGCGGCGAGGUGUUCCUGGAGAAGCACUGGCGUUCGGUGGUUUCGCGUUCCGUUUGCGAAUAUUUUCUGGAUGCCCAGCGGGCCGCUCCAUAUGAUGUGCCGCCGGUGAUAGCCACACCCCAUUAUUAUCUCAUCACAGUGCAACGGGAUGCUGUCUCGCUGGUGGCGGCCUGCAAACAGGAGGUUCCACCUCUCUUUGUCAUCGAAUUCCUCCAUCGUGUGGUGGACACAUUCCAGGACUAUUUCGGCGACUGUUCGGAGACCGUAAUCAAGGAUAACUAUGUAGUGGUCUACGAAUUGCUGGACGAGAUGCUCGACAAUGGUUUCCCGCUGGCCACCGAGAGCAACAUCCUCAAGGAGCUGAUCAAGCCACCAAAUAUCCUGCGCACCAUUGCCAACACGGUGACGGGCAAGAGCAAUGUCAGCACCAUACUGCCUUCGGGUCAGUUGUCGGCCAUUCCCUGGCGUAGAAGUGGAGUGAGGUACACGAACAACGAGGCGUACUUUGAUGUCAUCGAGGAGGUGGACGCCAUCAUAGACAAGUCCGGCUCUACGGUGUUUGCUGAGAUACAGGGGCAUAUCGAUUGCUGCAUUAAGUUGUCAGGCAUGCCAGAUCUUACGUUGUCCUUUAUGAACCCACGUCUCUUUGACGACGUCUCCUUCCAUCCCUGCGUCCGUUUCAAGCGCUGGGAGGCCGAGCGCCUGCUCUCCUUUAUCCCGCCCGAUGGCAACUUCCGGCUCAUGUCCUAUCACAUCAGUUCCCAAUCCGUGGUGGCCAUUCCCAUCUACAUAAGGCACAAUUUUUCCAUCAAAACGGGUGAACAGGGUCGUUUGGAUCUGACGAUUGGACCGCGUAACACCCUCGGACGCACCGUGGACAAGGUGAAGCUGGAGCUGACGAUGCCGCGGUGUGUUCUCAACUGCCUGCUGACCCCCAAUCAGGGCAAGUACACCUUCGAUUCAGUUACAAAGACGCUGUCGUGGGAUGUGGGCCGCAUAGAUGUAUCCAAGUUGCCAAAUAUAAGGGGAUCGGUUUCUAUUACGCCCGGUACGACAAACAUCGAUGCCAAUCCGUCCGUGAACGUACAGUUCCAAAUCUCACAGCUGGCCGUCUCCGGUCUGAAGGUGAAUCGCCUAGACAUGUAUGGGGAGAAGUACAAGCCCUUCAAGGGCGUCAAAUACCUGACCAAGGCGGGCAAGUUCCAGGUGCGAAUGUAGGACCUGCCACAGCGUUCCGAUUCCGUUUCCAGCUUUAAUUAAGAGCUUACUUUUAAGUAUACAUACUAUACCAUAAAUAUACAUAUAUAUAUACAUAUACAUAUAUAUUCCAUUGUUAUGUGUCCAACAUCCACCCAUAUAGUGUCUCAAGCAUCUCGCUCUGUAUCUAUCUAUCUAUCCAUAAAAGUUCAACUCCAA